Molecule: messenger RNA, 801 nt
Organism: Penicillium daleae
Lineage: Eukaryota; Fungi; Ascomycota; Eurotiomycetes; Eurotiales; Aspergillaceae
Exons: 4
Coding region: 1-801 (266 amino acids)
Biological process (GO): carbohydrate catabolic process
Cellular component (GO): extracellular region
Molecular function (GO): cutinase activity
Source: RefSeq, a predicted model, not a curated record
AUGCUCCCUUCUAUUGAACUUUUCUUGUUGACCUUUCUUGGGCUCACUGCUCAUGCCACGCCUUUGGCAGCACCCAGCCAGGUGCAUCACGUCGAACGCGACGCUGGCUUGAACUCGUUUUUGAGCAUUCUGCUUGCCAAUCUCCCAGCUAUUAAUGAACCCCUAACCGAGGCCACCGGUCUUAUUACGGCAUUUGAUGAGACCCUGGGCACUCUGACUGGUGCUCAAGAAACAUACAAUGAGUUGGGAGGGUCUUGCAAAGAAUGGACCGUUAUUUUUGCUCGGGGUACAGCCGAGCCAGGUAAUUGUGUUUCCGCUUCUGCUCAGGUCGGAGUCCUUGUUGGGCCGCCUUUGUUUGAUGCUCUGGGUGACAAAGUUGGACCUCUCUCACUCACCAUUCAGGGGGUCAAUAACUACUCAGCAUCAGUUGAAGGCUACCUGGCAGGCGGAGACCCGACAGGAAGCUCGGAGAUGGCUCGCCAAAUCGAGGCAGCAAAAUCCCAAUGCCCCGAUACGAAAAUGAUUGCAUCAGGGUAUUCUCAAGGUUGCCAAAUCGUGCACAAUGCAGUCUCUGAGCUUGAAGCCACAACUGCAAGCUGGAUCAACAGUGUGCUGCUCUUUGGUGAUCCAAUGGAUGGGCAGGCUCUUGCGAAUGUUCCAGCCUCUAGAGUAUUCACGUCAUGCCAUUCUGGCGACGAUAUCUGCAACGAUGGAAUUUUGAUUGGCCCUGCUCAUCUCACAUACGCCUUGAAUGCCACUGCUGCUGCCAAUUUUGCAGCGAUGCGCGGCGAAGAGGCAUAG